Molecule: messenger RNA, 1429 nt
Organism: Cladophialophora immunda
Lineage: Eukaryota; Fungi; Ascomycota; Eurotiomycetes; Chaetothyriales; Herpotrichiellaceae
Exons: 3
Coding region: 255-1118 (287 amino acids)
Molecular function (GO): catalytic activity
Source: RefSeq, a predicted model, not a curated record
CUGGAUGACCGUGUGGUGGUUGUGAGAUGAGGUUGCGCAAUGGACAUCUUUCUCUCUUUCUCUCCUCUCUGGUUUUUAUUUCUUCCCUUUUGCUUGGUUGGAUCUGAUCUCCUUCUUUUGAGACUCUCCAUAUUUGCCCCAAAAGCUUUCUUGUUCUGGCCAUCGGUGCUCUUGUUGGAUUAGAAUAUACCUACCAGUCUACACAAAACGACGGGGGAAAAAAAGGAAAAGAAAUACUCUAGAUCCAGCAGAAAAUGGGGAAAGCAACACACAUCAUCCGCUUCGUUGCGAGCGAGGAUAACCGCGUCCACCUGGGCCAGUUGGUCGACACCUCUCGGGAUGUUGGUCUGGACAGCGUCGAGGGCAAGGAAAUCAAAGCCUACCUGAUCAACGGCUCGAUAUUCGCGCCCGAGGUCACCGACCACGUCUACACGGUCAAGCAGCUGCUGAGCCCCGUGUCGAUGGAGGACUGCAACUACAUCCGGUGUCUGGGGCUGAACUAUAUGGAUCAUGCAAAGGAAGCCAACAUGGCCCUCCCCAAGGCGCCCAUCCUGUUCACCAAGCCGCGCACUGCGCUGGCCGACCCCUACCCGGCCGCGAUCCCGAUCCCCAAGGCCGCGCAGGACGGCACGUCCGACUACGAGGCCGAGCUGUGCGUCGUGAUCGGCAAGACCGGCCGGGACAUCCCCGAGGAGAAGGCGCUCGACUACGUGCUGGGGUACACGUGCAGCAACGACGUGUCGGCGCGGACGAUGCAGAUGUUGACCACGCAGUGGUCGUUCUCCAAGGGCCUGGACGGGAGCUGUCCGCUGGGGCCCGUGCUGGUGACCAAGGACGCGAUCGCCGACCCGCAGGGCCUGAAGAUCAAGGCGAUAUACAACGGGCAGGUCGUGCAGGACGGGAACACGAAGGACAUGAUCUUCCCCAUCGCCAAGCAAAUCAGCUACCUCUCGCAAGGCACGACGCUCGAGGCCGGCACCAUCUUCCUGACCGGCACGCCCGCCGGCAUCGGCUUCUUCCGCAGCCCGCGCGUGGUGCUGGAGCACGGCGGCGACAUCCGGGUCGAGAUCGAGAAGAUCGGCACCCUGGUCAACAAGGUGCGGUACGAGGAGUGGUAGACGGUCGACUCGGACGGAAGCUUUGUUGGUGCUGCUCCUGGGGGCCCAGGGCUAGGCCUGUUUGCGCGUUGUGCCUUAGAUGGAGGUUCCCCCAAAACACUAAGCAUAUAUGAAUCGUGCGUGAUCACCAUACAGCUUAUUCAUACAUAUAUGCUCUCCGUGAAAAGCGGCCGGGCAAGGAAGCCGGAGCAGAAGCCCUGGUAUCGCUGGAUCAGCCAGUGCAGACACAUACACUGGAUACAAUGGAUACAUGGACACAGAGUACUGAACUUGGCCAGCCAGCCAGCAGGACACAAAUAUAUUUAUAUGCA